UCAGUUGCCGUGGGAAUACAAUCUGUAAGAAAUUCAUUGUGCUCAACAGGUGUCUUAAUUGCUUUGCGAACAUGUCAUAUGCAAAUCAGUCUGUGACCAAUGUCAGUGCUGAGCAGCAGUAUCAGGGCUUACUGGAGAGGUUGAUAUUCUCCACCGUGACCACCGUGCCGUGCUGUGUGUUUCUCUUCCUUAACGGGACCAUGUUGUUCACCUUGAGGAGUAAAACUGUGUUUUGUGAGACCUCCCGUUACAUUCUGCUGUUUAACCUCCUUUUUGCAGACACCGUACAGAUGUCUCUGAGCCAGUUACUUUACAUCCUGGCAGCUGUCGGACUAAGGCUGACGUAUCCUUUAUGUGGAGUUCUCACCAUGCUGUCUGAUCUCACUAAUGAGAUCUCUCCCCUCACCCUGGUGGUGAUGUCUGUGGAGAGAUACGUAGCUGUGUGCUACCCACUGAGGCACUCCACCCUCGUCACCAUCAGGAACACAGUGGUGGCCAUCGUUGGGGUUUGGGUCUUCAGUUCUCUAAAUGUCCUCACUAAAGUCAUUCUCCUGUUAGAUUUCCCAUUUAAAGACCUGGAGAGCCUGCAGAUGAGAGAUUAUUGCUCUGGCAUAGCCAUGUUCCUGGGCCCGAUGUCUGAUAGUUAUAACAAAGCGUACACUUGUGUUCUGUUUGUGUCAGCGGGGGUGGCGGUGACGUCCUCCUACAUCGGUGUGACGAUAGCAGCCAGGUCCGCCUCCACGGACAAAGCUUCAGCCCGAAGGGCUCGUAACACCCUGCUGCUGCACCUGGUGCAGCUGGGCCUCAGCCUCUCCUUCUCCAUCUACAACCCCUUACUCACAGCUCUGUACAGGGUCGCGGCGAGGAUCGUGUUCGUGCGAGCCCAGAACGUGUUGUACGUGUUGAUGUGCAUCUUGCCCAGGUGUCUGAGCUCUCUCAUCUACGGCAUCAGAGACCAGACCAUCAGACCGGUCCUCAUGGACCAGCUCUGCUGUCGACUGAGACGCUCGGUCGUCCCAGCCAAGAUGGAGAGAUAG
Etheostoma spectabile (orangethroat darter) is the source of this 1037-nucleotide messenger RNA. RefSeq names its product odorant receptor 131-2. Gene Ontology annotation, cellular component: membrane. Gene Ontology annotation, molecular function: odorant binding; G protein-coupled receptor activity; olfactory receptor activity. The record is from RefSeq and is a predicted model, not a curated record. The coding region runs from base 72 to 1037 and encodes 321 amino acids. Lineage: Eukaryota; Metazoa; Chordata; Actinopteri; Perciformes; Percidae. Gene Ontology annotation, biological process: detection of chemical stimulus involved in sensory perception of smell; G protein-coupled receptor signaling pathway. The transcript has a single exon.